This is a messenger RNA of Lentinula edodes (shiitake mushroom), 489 nucleotides long. RefSeq lists its product as uncharacterized. The record is from RefSeq and is a predicted model, not a curated record. The coding region runs from base 1 to 489 and encodes 162 amino acids. Lineage: Eukaryota; Fungi; Basidiomycota; Agaricomycetes; Agaricales; Omphalotaceae. The transcript has 3 exons.
AUGCGAACCUUGUCUCUCCUCCUCCUUUCGAAUCUUUUUCUCCUCGCAGUUUUCCUUACCAUCUUCAUCAGCCCUGUCAUGGCCCGCGACGUGCUGACUCGACGAACUAUCGACUUUGAAUUCAGUGUUCGCUACCAUAGUUGCCUUGGGCCACCAAUCGGAAAACUGACCCCGGAAACCCCCAUUCGUUCGACGCUGAUUGAAGGAGAAUGGAGUGUUUCCACUAUGCAUAUCCCCACUGUACUAGGACAUGGAAUGUCCGACCCGCAUUAUGUUGACAUGUUCUGUGUCGUCUUCAACAAAUUUCCCCAGUCAUGCAGGCUCAUCUUACAAACAGACGACGAGCGUAUCCCACGACAGACUCAUUUUGGGCCAAGGCCCCCAGGGAUCCAGGUGCUGAUCGAGCACCUGAGGACUGCAGAGGUUCAUUGUGACGGAGAAACUGGAUUGUUUAGAACUGAGAUUAUUGCAGGGGGAUGGUUUGAAUAG